Oldenlandia corymbosa var. corymbosa is the source of this 195-nucleotide messenger RNA. The record is from the annotation of a GenBank genome assembly. NCBI's taxonomy places the organism in Eukaryota, Viridiplantae, Streptophyta, Magnoliopsida, Gentianales, Rubiaceae.
AUGGCUUCUGAAUCGACAGUCCUCAACGGGAAGGGCCGAGUUGGUGUGUAUGGUACGAUUGAGGAACCGUGGAUGGUCGGUGACCAUAACACUAGGCUUUUCCAUUCAAAUUUACACUGGGCCAGAGAACCAUUCUUGUGGAAGGAUGUUCUCGCGGCCAAGAGCAAACUCUUUGGUCUGUGUGGUUCGGGAUAG